GAUCAAUCACAGAGACAAAACUUGGAUUUGCGUGUGUGCAGUUUUCUCUCUCUUAUCUCAAGCUCCUCCAUCAAUGGCGGCAAAUGGGUUGGAUUUAGCUUAUGCCUACAGAAGAAAACCCCCUUAUUCUCCUUCUUCUUCUUCUUCUCUGCUCAACUCUUUUUUCAUGUCCACCGUCAACGUCGCCGCCAAUUCUCUCGUCUCCGUCGCCUCCAAUACUAAAAAUGAACUCUCCGGCCGCAAAUGGAGGCCGGCCGACCACCUCCGCUUCAUGCUCAUGAUAACCUCUUGGGUUACCGUUUGGCUUCUUAGGAUUGUCAUGGAUUGGUCCCCUUUCUCCCUUCUCUCCUCUCGCCGUAUUCUCGGCGGCGGUGGCGGUAGCGACGGUGGUGGUGGUGGUUCUCGUUUGUUGGAGUAUCGCCCUUUGUCGCCUUUGUUGCUGUCGUCGUCGUCCUUGUCGUCGGGUUCGGCUCUGACUCAUUCGCUGUCGUCCUCGUCGUCCUCGUCGUCGGCGUUGGCUUCGCUCUCCAAGUUGAAUUUGAUUCCUUAUGAAACCUUCGACUUCGGCGGUGCUUCUAUAAAACCGCUCGGCCGAGCGCUAUCUCAGAUCUUCGCGAUUCUGAACGAGAUGCCGGCGAGUUCAGGGAAGUACCAGUUCGCGAUGGCGAUGGCGGAGAAGAUAAUGGAGGAGAACGCGCGUGGCGGCCAGAUCGAGCUCUUGGAGGUCAAUCGGACAGCACUGGCGAACGGCUUCGCGCGGACUUCUUCUCUCCUCUACGAAUCGCUCAAUCAAACGCGCCGCCUCGAGGAACGGAGAAACGCCAAGCCCUGGCCGUCGCGGAUCGUCGGAUAUCUCCCCUUCGGAUCCUACGUCACUCCCUAUCUCAAAUUUGUAGAUCUCGCCGUCACUGCCGUCGGCGCCAUCGUUCCCAAGGGCGGCGCCAGAUCCGUCUACGGCCAGAUGCCGGAGUACGCCGGCGAUGUGGCCGCGGAGAAGCUCGCUCAGGAGUUGCUCUGGAUGACGCACAAGCUCCGGGAGUACGGAGCCGUGGAUGAAGCGAUUCUGCAAUGGAGCUUCGCCGGCGGCCUGGCUUCCGCCUCCUUCGCCUGCAAUCCCAGAGUCCAGUGCUGUUUCGUCAAACUCUCAGCGACUCUGUUUCGCGACCUAGCGAGGAGAGAAAUGGAGGAGCUUAUAACGUCGGAAGUGAAAUUCAGGAUGCUGUCGAUAUGGCUGCCAUUGCUGUGCCACGCUCAAAACGGAUUGGUGUAUCCGGCGCUGAUGAGGUACGAGAAAGACGAGACGGAGAGAGCAGUGAACCGCGUGAUCGGAAGCUUGCCGCCGAUGGAUCAGGAAGUGAUUCUGACAAAUUGGUUCCAAGAUUACGCGAUUUCGGCCUCCGAGUGGCCAAAUCUGCAGCCUUCUUACGAUCUCUGGUGCGAUUCCACUCGAGAACUCGUCGCCUGGGCAGAAAAUCAGCCGAAUCGAAUCGAAUUUUGAAAUCAGCGGCGGAAGAGAUUGAAGAGUAAGGAUUUAGAACGAGGGGAUUAGGGUUUUAGAAUUGUGAUGAAACAGAUAUAUAAAUAUACGAAUAUGUGUGUUGUUUCAUAUUUGAUUUGGUUUUUUUUUUUUUUUUUGGUGUAUAAUAAUUAAAUAAAAGUGCUCGUAAAUGCACUUAAUUUGAUUAGGUCAUUGAUUUUGCU
Momordica charantia (bitter melon) is the source of this 1701-nucleotide messenger RNA. Its product is annotated as BTB/POZ domain protein. NCBI's taxonomy places the organism in Eukaryota, Viridiplantae, Streptophyta, Magnoliopsida, Cucurbitales, Cucurbitaceae. The record is from RefSeq and is a predicted model, not a curated record.